UAGUUGAGUACGAUAGGUUCAUCAACAUUUUAAAACAGUUUACUUGUGACUAUGGCUUCUCCGAGCGGUGAAAAAUUUAAACUGCCUGGUAGAUUUAGAAAUAUACCCAAGCAGCAAGGGAAUGAUUUGAAAGUGCUUGAAACUAAUUGCCAGUGAUUUCAAAUUUGUCACCUCUUUUUAGGGCAAGUUGAAUCAUUUUAAAGUACUUUCAAAUUACUUUUAAUUCUGAAAUGUCAUUGAAGACUAAUGAUUGAAAAUGAUUUAUAAAUUACCUCAAAUGAUUUAACAAAGUACUUUAAAGUAUUUUUCAAUCAUUUGAAGACCAAUGAUUGGCAAUGAUUUAUAAAUUACUUUAAAUGAUUUGAAUAAAGUAGCCUACUUUGAAGUACUUUUCUAUUACUUGAAGACCAAUGAUUGGAACUAAUUUACGAAUAAUUUAGAAUGAUUGGAGUGAACUGUUUUGAAGUACUUUGAAGUGAUUUGAAAGAGACAAUUAUAAUUACUUUAAAAUCAUUUACAAUAAUUUCAAGUUAUUGAAUUUUCCUAUAGGAAAAAGUGUAUGGAAUGAAUUUACUCCGUUGGUAACAGAACAUGAACCAGUGCAUUUGGGCCAGGGAUUUCCUGCGCCUAAAAAUGUUACAAAAAUUCUUGAAGACGUUGUUGCCGAUGGACAUCCUAUUCUCCAACAAUAUAAUAGAGGAUUUGGCCAUCCAAAAUUGGUGAGAACUCUCAGCAAACUAUACUCCAAGUUGAUUGGGAGAGCGAUCGAUGCUUUCUCAGAAAUUCUCAUCACAUGUGGAGCUUAUGGGGCUUUAUUCAGUUGCAUAGAAGGACAUACCAACCCUGGUGAUGAGUUCAUUAUAAUUGAGCCAUUCUUUGGCAGUUAUGAGCCUAUGAUUAUAGCUGCAGGGGGAAAACCAGUCUACAUUCGAAUACGACCGAAAGCAUAAUACCGCCUCAAAUGGACCAAUGACAUCGGCAGACUGGGUUCUGUAUCCAGAUGAGCUCGCAUCGAAAUUUAACUCAAAAACCAAAGCCAUCAUUGUCAAUACACCUCUCAAUCCCAUUGGAAAAGUAUUCACAGUGGAAGAGUUAACAGUCAUUGCCAAUCUGUGUAAAAAGUGGAACACGUUUUGCAUUUCGGAUGAGGUUUAUUAGUGGCUCACUUACCAGUCAAGUAAACAUGUGAGAAUAGGUAAAUUAUAUUAUUUGUAUCUCUAGUGAACUUACAAUAGCGAUAUGAAGGAACUGAAAAUUCCAGAGCAGCAGGAUAAAAAUUGAAAGCAGAUCUAAGGUCUACAUCUAGGCUCAAUAAUUUAUUAACAAUCUACACAAAUAAAAAUACAGUUAAUGUAGGUUGCUGCAGGAUUUUGUGUUACAAAAUUCACAGCCAUCACAAACACAUUAGUUGUGAUGUAUAGUGUAUAGUAAACUUCAAACGAUUUGUCUAUUACAUUCUUACAGUACCAUAUUCUAAUAUAGAGUGGAUUGUGAAUAUGAAAUGUAUUCAUGAACAAUAGUAUGACGAUUUUUCUCCUACAAUAAUAGUCUAUUCAUUGUGGAUAGAAUAAGAAGCACUUGUUACUUUGAUAAAAAAAAAAACAAUUAUACUGUAGGCCUACAAACAAACUCACUACCGUACCACACUCAUCCAUAUACAUUCUUAUCUCUCAAAACACUGUUAUUUGAGAAUUAUGAGAGAGACAAACACAUUUUUUCAUUCGCGAUAAUAAUUGAGAGAUAAUAUUUUAUUGCUUGAUUUCUCAAAUGUAUUAAAUAAUAGUUGCUGACUGAUUUUCUAGAACUUUCUUGAGUAGGUUUAUUAACAUUUGAAAUAAUUUAUUACUAGCGACUAUGGCUUCCCCGAGCGGAGAAAAGUUCAAACUACCUGGAAGAUUUGGAAAUAUAGGAAACAGUGUAUGGAAUGAAUUCACUCAGUUGGCAAUAGAACAUAGACCAGUGCACUUGGCCCAAGGAUUUCCAGACUUUCCAGCACCUAAACAUGUGACACAAACUCUUGAAGACGUUGUUGUCAAUGGAAAUCCUCUUCUCCAGCAGUAUACCAGAGGAUUUGGCCAUCCGAAAUUGGUGAGAACUCUCAGCAAACUAUACUCCAAGUUGAUUGGGAGAGAGAUCGAUGCUUUCUCAGAAAUACUCAUUACAUGUGGAGCUUAUGGGGCUUUAUUCAGUUGCAUAGAAGGACAUACUAACCCUGGUGAUGAGUUUAUCAUAAUUGAGCCAUUCUUUGACAGUUAUGAGCCUACGAUUUCAGCUGCAGGAGGAAAACCAGUCUACAUCCCACUACGACCGAAACCAAAUAAUGACUCGGAUGGUCCAAUGACAUCAGCAGACUGGGUUUUGGAUCCAGAUGAGCUAGCAUCAAAAUUCAACUCAAAAACCAAAGCCAUCAUUGUCAAUACACCUCUCAAUCCCAUUGGAAAAGUAUUCUCAGUGGAAGAGUUAACAGUCAUUGCCAAUCUGUGUAAAAAAUGGAACACGCUUUGCAUUUCGGAUGAGGUUUAUGAAUGGAUCACUUACCAGCCAAGUAAACAUGUGAGAAUAGCUUCACUACCAGACAUGUGGAAACGCACCAUCACCAUUGGAACAGCGGGGAAAACGUUGGGUGUCACUGGGUGGAAAGUGGGAUGGGCUUAUGGACCUGCCAACCUCUUGGAGAACCUUCGAAUCGUGGCUCAAAACUGUGUCAACUCAUGCGCCACUCCGCUUCAAGAAGCAGUUGCGAGAUGUUUGGAACUCGAAAUGACUAGGAUGGACAGCGCAGAUAGCAUUUUCAAGAAGAACGCGUCCAAUUAUGAGUCAAAACGAGACUUUCUUGUCAAUACACUCACACAGAUUGGCAUGAAACCGAUUAUUCCCGAGGGCGGCUAUUUCAUAGUGGCUGAUUGGUCAUCUCUAGAAAGCUCAGUUGACCUGUCAAAAGAAACGGAUAAGUACAAAGACUUCAGGUUUGCUAAGUAUUUAACGAAAAACGUUGGUCUGCUGGGAAUUCCUCCCUCGGCAUUCUACAGUGAGCCUAAUAAACAAUUGGCUUCUACCUUGAUACGUUUUUGUUUUGUCAAGGAGGAAGAGACUCUCCAAAAAGCAGCAAAAAUUCUACAUGAUUGGAGAACACAAAAAUAAUGCAAGAUCUGUAAAUAUUAAAAAUGUUAUAAUGAGAAA
Nilaparvata lugens (brown planthopper) is the source of this 3180-nucleotide messenger RNA. RefSeq names its product kynurenine--oxoglutarate transaminase 3. The transcript is spliced from 11 exons. Bases 1855 to 3141 code for a protein of 428 amino acids. Gene Ontology annotation, molecular function: L-kynurenine:2-oxoglutarate transaminase activity; pyridoxal phosphate binding. Lineage: Eukaryota; Metazoa; Arthropoda; Insecta; Hemiptera; Delphacidae. The record is from RefSeq and is a predicted model, not a curated record. Gene Ontology annotation, cellular component: cytoplasm; mitochondrion. Gene Ontology annotation, biological process: biosynthetic process.